AUGUUAACAACCGCCAAAAGAGCAAUCGCUGCGCUAUCGACCGAUAUCCUCCCCACUGCUUUGUGUCAACCCACGGAUUACAUCUCUCAAAUCAAAGCAAGCAAAGACCAGCAUGUGACCGCUGAAGCCUUGCGAAAUAUGAUAAACUUAGAGGGAGCGGGAAAUUGGCCUCCAAAUGCGUCCCAUAGAAACUCAUGGCCCACAGUCCUUCGUCCGUACCAUGAUAUCUUCCUCGAACUCGCGCCACUGCUACCAAGCGUUAAUGCUUGCGCUGACGUUACCAUUAACCAAAUUCGCCGGGAAGAAUACCGAAUGAGAUUACAAAAGCUCUUGCAAGACCGCGUGGACCUUGCAGCAAUCGAGUCUCUUCUAUUGAGCUCCAAAGCCAAUGGAAACCCUCCGCUGUCAAGAGAUGCCUGUAAUGGUUUCUUCGCCUGUAUUGGGUAUCUACGUCAUGGAUUCAGAUGGGCCACGGUACCCAUUGUAAAGGUGGCACAAGAGGAGAAAAUUAUCGACUUUCCACCCGAGCUGAAUAUCCCAUGGGACUUCCUACGCCGAAAAUAUGGCGUAAAAUCCCCAGGAGGGAACAUUACGUCUAAUUUCCACUGCAAUUUCGAUGCAAAUGAGCAACUCGUCUACCAGGUCAACAGCGGCAUGCCUGAGCCAGUUCCCUCAGCUGAAUACCAUUUUGCGCAGUCAUUCAGGAAAACAGAGAAACAGUCACUACCUGUAUACUACCAUUUGGUGCAAUCGAUUAUCUCGUUCGACAACGGUCAAAUCCGAGACUGUAAUGAACACCUCAGGGCACUCAAUGAAUAUCUUCGGUCAGCCAUACGAGUGUACUAUAACCAGACAGUCUCCUCGAAGAUCCCGCAUAGUAUAUUUGUGCCCUAUCUACAGGGUUUCCAUGGCUGGGCGGCCGGCGACGUAGCAGAUGGACAUUACACUGAGUAUGACGGGUUAUCUGGGGGUCAUUUGAUUUUAUUCAACUUGUUGGAUUUGUUUCUUGGACUGAAUACAUUUCUUCCAGAGGAAGAUUUCGUGAAAUAUGUUCCGGCCCGACAGAGAGAGUUUCUUCAAUCUGUCAAGAACCAUGCGUUCAGGGCGAGAGCUAAGGAGGAAGGCAAGGUUGAGUUGGAGAAACAGUUCAACGGCAUUGCUUCACAGAUGCGGAUCUUCCGGUCUGCUCACAGGAAACGGACACGACAAUACCUCAGCAACGAUCGACCUGAACGAAAGCCGAUGACUGCUGGUGGGUCGACCAUGAACACGAAAGAUGUUGUGGAAUUUGUUGAUGAGAGCUUGAAGACCAAGAUGAAAGAUACUGUUUAA
Molecule: messenger RNA, 1332 nt
Organism: Penicillium alfredii
Lineage: Eukaryota; Fungi; Ascomycota; Eurotiomycetes; Eurotiales; Aspergillaceae
Exons: 4
Coding region: 1-1332 (443 amino acids)
Biological process (GO): 'de novo' NAD+ biosynthetic process from L-tryptophan
Cellular component (GO): cytoplasm
Molecular function (GO): heme binding; metal ion binding; indoleamine 2,3-dioxygenase activity
Source: RefSeq, a predicted model, not a curated record